AGAAGAGCAUGUCAUGGAGAACUCUUGGGUGCAGACAAGUGGAUGAUUAAUGAAGUAGCAUCUGAAAAACCCAAGGAACCAAAUGUAGGUGGAGCAACUUCCCUGCAACACACGUCGAAGCUGCUGCAGUGGCUGUUCUUCCCCUCCCCUUGGAAAGGCACCAAAAGCCAGCCUUUGGAAGGGCUGGUGGACUGUGCCCUUCUUUCCCUUCAGAGAACCAGUGUCCCUGUGACUCCACCCACUCAUCUGGCCACCGUUGCCCUGACCUGCCAGGAGCCUGGAGAAGAUGAAGGCAUCCGUGGUUCUCUCCCUCCUUGGCUACCUGGUGGUUCCAAGUGGUGCUUACAUCUUGGGGCGUUGCACAGUGGCUAAGAAACUCCACGAUGGAGGCCUGGAUUAUUUUGAGGGCUAUAGCCUUGAGAACUGGGUGUGCCUGGCCUACUUCGAGAGCAAGUUCAACCCCAUGGCCAUCUACGAGAACACACGUGAGGGCUACACUGGCUUUGGCCUCUUUCAGAUGCGUGGCAGUGACUGGUGUGGCGACCAUGGCAGGAACCGCUGCCAUAUGUCAUGUUCCGCUUUACUGAAUCCUAAUUUAGAGAAGACAAUUAAAUGUGCCAAGACCAUUGUAAAAGGAAAAGAAGGGAUGGGAGCAUGUCCCUUCUCAGAAGUAAACACUGGGAGCCAUAGAAGACACCACUGUAUCUUCACCCUUGGUUUGCUAUGAAGAUGUGACAAAGAAUGAGGAAGACCUACAUGUGUUCCUAUGGAGUGACUACAAUACAUGUUGUCAGAUGGAAAAAAUCAAGCUGCAGAAUAGUGUAUAUCGUAUGUUACCAUAUGUAAAAGAAAGGUGGAGAAAUAAGAACAUAUACACACAUAUGUUACAUACACAUAUUCAUUUGCUUAGUUUUACAAAAAGAAACACUGGAAAGAUAAACUAGAAACUAAUAAAAAUUGUUGCUCAUGGGAGGUGGAAUGGGAAAAGUGAAGGAGGGGAUACGAGUGGAAAUGAGACUUCUCUGAAUAUGGCUUUUCACAUAAUUUUGACUUUGCAUUCAAAUUUUACAUAUUCACAAAAUAAAUUAAAUCAAAAAGAAAGAAAAGACAAACUUGAAAAUUGAAAACAUAUCAGGCUUGGCUAAAGGAACCUAAUUGCGUACCAAAUUAGUAACACAGAUAUGACGAGAAAAGAAAAAAAUUCAGACAUCUCUGAUACAGUUCUCUGGUUCUAGUCCUCUGUGAAAAAUAUUCCAAGAGUAAAAAAAAAACUGCAUAUAAAUAUUUA
Messenger RNA from Homo sapiens (human), 1288 nucleotides. It is a transcript of the gene LYZL4, whose product is annotated as lysozyme like 4. Lineage: Eukaryota; Metazoa; Chordata; Mammalia; Primates; Hominidae. The transcript has 5 exons. The record is from RefSeq and is a predicted model, not a curated record. Gene Ontology annotation, cellular component: acrosomal vesicle; motile cilium; sperm flagellum. Gene Ontology annotation, biological process: fertilization. Gene Ontology annotation, molecular function: lysozyme activity. The coding region runs from base 287 to 727 and encodes 146 amino acids.